AUGGCAGAAUCAGCAAAAACCGAGCUCCAGCAGCUUGUUAAAGCCACCGGAGGAUGGUUUUCCGGUUGGAAAGGAAAGGCUGGAAUCAAAGCUGCUGAUAGAAACGGGAAUGGAUUUGUUGAUGAGUGUGAGAUUGAGAAUCUAAUACAGUUUGCACAUAAGGAAUUGGUGAAAUGGAAAAAGGAAGUAUGUAAUUACAUUCUUGUGGACAUCUUUUUUCAAGUUACUCCAUGUUUGGAGGUGCAAGUUUCCAGAAGUUCCAUGAGUUAUAAUCCUCCUGCAAACAAACACAACGAAUAA
Messenger RNA from Lactuca virosa, 300 nucleotides. The record is from the annotation of a GenBank genome assembly. NCBI's taxonomy places the organism in Eukaryota, Viridiplantae, Streptophyta, Magnoliopsida, Asterales, Asteraceae.